AUGGACCCCCUCGGGCAGCUCGAGCGAUCAACCUCGACCCACAGCACGACGUCCCUUCGCUCCCACCGGUCCGCGACCGUCCGUCAAGGGCGCCAGAUCAGCCGCGCGCGCCUCACGUCACGGCAGCCGUCGUCCUCGGCGAGCAGCAUAGCACCCAGCGACAAGUCCCUGACAAGCUUCCCGAGCUUCUCGCCCGAGUCGCCGGGUGCCAGCCGCUUCCAAGGGUCGACGCCCGCGCUGUCGGUCUACAGUACGUUCAAGGAUCACAGCACAGACAGCUUCGAUGCACGAAACGACCAGGAGGGGGCGCGGGAACAGGAAGAAGAAGAGAGGGUCAAGACGGCGACGCAGGAGAAUCGAGGCGCGAGGAGCGAAAGUAUCGUGGACAGCUUGACGGGAGGUCUGUCGAGCACUUCGAGACGAAGAGAUCUCUUCGAGGAGGAGCCGGUGACAAGGGUACCGGGUGCCCUGCACCGGGCCGACGAUGGACUCAUUGAGCGGCUCAUUGCGCGACAAGGGGCGGUCAGUCUUGUGCGUCAGAUUGCCGAGGACCUGGCCCAACGCGACGCGCAAAUCACCGCGCUGCGGCGACGUGCCGACGACCGCGAAAAGGCACUGCGACGCAUCAUCCGAGAAUGCGGGCUGUCCAACCUCGAGUUGGAGACGAGACUGCGCGUGAUGGAGGACAAUGCCAGGCAUGACGAUACACCAAGGAGCAGGGUGGAUAGCGGCCUCAGCAGCAUGAUGAGCGAUGCCAUGCACGAUACCAUGACGACGGAUGCGCAUCGAGAGACGCGGCUGGCUGGUGGUGAUUCUACCAUCCGAGCAUCGAACGACAGAAAGGAUAGCCGGGGGACGGCCAAGGGAUGGAAAGAUUUCCUGUGGGGCACGAAUACAGCCAAGAAGAGUCGAGGGAACAGCAGCAGCAUCCUGCCGAGCGAGGGAUCGCAGACGGUGGGGGGCAUCCGGUCGUCGUCGAGUCUGGAUCGAAGGCCCGGCCUUGCCGACGACUUGUUCACGCCACCUACGGCCCAUGCCACCUCGAGCACGACGUCACGGCCGUCCAGUACACAUUCAGCCAAUCUACCGGACCGGAAGGCGUCCGGGUCGCUGGCUAGCCUUGCCCUGAGGCUCGUCGCUGGCGGCGCCAUCAGUGGUCGUGAAGCAGAGACAAGAGGGAGAGCGGUCAGCGCAGAUACCAGAGAGGCAUCGACGCGGCCGGUGGCGGCCACGGCACGCCCAUCGCCCUCCCACCGAUCCUCUUCUGUGGCCGGAGGGCCCAAGGCGCUGAUGGCGAUGCGACGCUCGACACCUGUGCCGUCAGCGCAGCCGCAAGCCACGACCAAAACCCCGGCUCAGGAGAUGUGGGAGACAAUGGUCAACAGUCCGCCCGAUGCUGCGCGACAGGAAAGCUACGGGCCGGUUGAGAUGGACGCCAUCCUCCCGCCGGAAUCACAGCCACCAGCCCUGGCGACGCUGUACAACCUAUAUGGCAGCAAAGACGUGCCGACCGAUCGGUUUGGCUUCAUCUACGAUCAACGGCGGAAGAAGCGGCAGCGAGAGGCAGCGCGACACACGCGCGCAGACAGUCGCACGGAGAUGCUUCUCAGCGGACGAAACGGCAUAUCGCCCAACAUGCUGGACGAAGGCCUGCCCAGCCCCAAGGGAAGCGUCUCGAGCGAGGGGGCACCGGCCAGCCCGGUGAGUGCGGAGGACAAGGACAAGGACAAGGCCACCGAGGCUCGCUCGAAACGGUGGCAGGAUUACCUCAAGAUCGCGACAUUCCCCACGGAGCUGCUCAGUCACACCCCGAGCGUGGGCGCGCCGAACCUGGAAGUGCUGGAAGCCCCCGAGACGCCCAACGAGUCGCAGGCGGACACGACACGGUCCCCGUCCAUCACGCCGACGGACCAUGGCCUGCUGCCGUCGGCCAACACGACGGUGGCGGUCAGCAGCCAGGUGACGCUGCCGCCGCCGCCCGAGACGAGCGACGCGGGCCAGGACGAGCUCAAGGAGGACCGCGAACCUGUGCGGCACCUGCUGCAGCAGCUCAACGACCUGCACGACGCGACGCAGCAGAAGAAGACGCCGCUGUGGAACGACUUUCUGCGCAAGGUGCGGGCGGAGCGCAGGCGGGAGGGCGCCGCUGCCGUGGCGGCCGCGCAGGCGGCCGCCGAGGCGCGGUACGAGCGCCCCGCGGUGAUCCUCCCGGAGACGCGCGUGGCGGACGGGGAGAUGAUUGGCAUCUCGGACCUUGGCAACAAGGGCAAGAUUGGGCGCAACAAGUGGAACGAGUUCAAGGGCCUCGUGCUGGGGGGCAUACCGGUGGCGUACCGGCCCAAGAUCUGGUCCGAGUGCUCCGGGGCGACGGCGCUGCGGAUCCCGGGGUACUAUGAGGAUCUGGUGGCGCAGGACCGGUCGGGUGAUGACCCGACGGUGGUGAGCCAGAUUGGCAUGGAUAUUUACCGGACGCUGACGGACAACAUCUUCUUCCGGGUCGGGCCGGGUGUGCCGAAGCUCAAGGAGGUGCUGGUGGCAUACGCGCGGCGCAACAAGCACGUGGGCUACUGCCAGGGGAUGAACCUGAUCACGGCGAACCUGCUGCUGGUGAUGCCGUCGGCCGAGGACGCGUUCUGGGUGCUGGCGACGAUUGUGGAGAACAUCCUGCCGCCGGGGUACUACGACCAGUCGCUCGCGUCGUCGCGGGCGGACCAGCAGGUGCUGCGGCAGUACGUGGGCGUGGUGCUGCCGCGUCUGUCGGCGCACCUCGAUUCCCUGGGGGUGGAGCUCGAGACGAUGACCUUUCAGUGGUUCCUGUCCGUCUUCACCGACUGCCUCUGCGCCGAGGCGCUGUUCCGGGUGUGGGACGUGGUGCUGUGCACGCAGGACGGCAGCACGUUCCUCUUCCAGGUGGCGCUGGCGCUGCUCAAGCUCAACGAGGGCAAUUUGGUCCAGUGCCAGACGGCGGCGGCGGCGUACACGUACAUUGGGCACCACAUGACGGAGCACGCCAUCAGCAUCGACGGCCUGCUGCAGGCGAGCGAGGGUCUCCGACGGGUGGUCAAGAGGGAGGACAUUGAGGCCAAGAGGAGGGCUGUCCUCGACGCCGAGAGGGAGAGUCUGGCGGAGCGGAGCGAGCUCAGCGUCCAGGCGCCGCGACCCAUGGAGGGCUGA
Emericellopsis cladophorae is the source of this 3174-nucleotide messenger RNA. Its product is annotated as TBC domain-containing protein-like protein. Bases 1 to 3174 code for a protein of 1057 amino acids. The record is from RefSeq and is a predicted model, not a curated record. The transcript has a single exon. Lineage: Eukaryota; Fungi; Ascomycota; Sordariomycetes; Hypocreales; Bionectriaceae.